CAGGGCCCUAGGGCAUCAGACACCGACAUCGUAUAACUAUGUAUUUGUCACCAGCGCUAGCUCCCCAACUCCAUGUCAGCGACCAACUUCGAUCUCGUUUCGACGACCAGGCGCGAUCCGCAACUGCUGCAUGUCGAGUGGAACACCGCUGCCAACUCUGGUGCAACCUCUCCGUAUCUGUUGCUUGCCUAUCAUCAUGAUAGACUGCGCGAUGCCGCCGAGCACCACAACUGGUCCGUUCCGCAAGAUUUCUCUGUGUCAAAGCUCGAGGAUCUCUGCGGCGCAGCGUUGACGAACGCAAGGGUCGGUUCCCGCGAUCUCGUGGCCAACGAUCUUGCGUCCGACGAACACUACAGGAUUCGUAUCCUCCUCUCAGCAGGAGGCUUCCUCUCUGUGACCGCAUCUCGUACCCUGCCUAUCCCCAUCCCUGACCCCUUGGCACCUUCGCUCUGGUUGCCAACCGCACCGUCCCCCGAUCCGCCAGACUUCGGCCUAGCCCUCUUAGCGAUCCACCUGGACACCAUUGCCACACCCUCCAGUGUGUUCACACGCACCAAGACGACACACCGCGACCACUAUAACGCCGCUCGCAGUCGCUUUGGCAUACCCCCUCCCCCCUCUCCUUCGUCGGACGAAGUCUUGUUGUUCAACGAAAACGACGACAUCACGGAGACCUCGAUCCGCAACGUUGCAUUUGCACGCCGCUCGCCUCUCCGGUGGGUGACGCCGGCUAGCUCCACGGGAUGCCUCCCUGGCGUCGUGCGGCGUUGGCUGCUCGAGCAUGGACGAAUCGUAGAAGCAAAUGAAAGCGAGCUCCAGAAGGAUGGAAUUGUCAAGGGGGAGUACGUCCUAACUUUCAAUGGUGUAGAAGGUUGCCGGUUAGGACAGAUACAGUGAUCAGUUCAAUCGCGAGUUGUAUCACCUAACAUCAGGUGUUCAGCCACAUCUGUGCGAGAUCAUUGAAUUGGAUGAAUUACGUCG
Molecule: messenger RNA, 981 nt
Organism: Dichomitus squalens LYAD-421 SS1
Lineage: Eukaryota; Fungi; Basidiomycota; Agaricomycetes; Polyporales; Polyporaceae
Exons: 2
Coding region: 73-897 (274 amino acids)
Molecular function (GO): catalytic activity
Source: RefSeq, a predicted model, not a curated record